AUAGCCCUAAGGAAGAAAAAAAGAAAAGAGUUCGGUCUCCUCCCUUCCUACUCGUGUUAUAAAUAACAAACAUCUAUUCAUUUAUUGAACUAGAUUUAUAGAUAAUUGUCAAUAAACAAACAUUUAUUAAUUAUUCAUUAGAAUGGCAAGCUGCUUAUCAAAAGAAAAUUGGGAAGACUUACGCAAGCAAGCAAGACAUUUAGAAAAUGAAAUUGAUGCUAAAUUAGUUGCAUUUAGUAAAUUGGGGAUAAAUAUGACUCUGAGUCAUGCACCUCUAGAAACUGUGCCCUUGUUGCAUGAAGACCAUGUAUUUGAAAACAUGUCGUCAGAAAUAGAUUCGUUAUUAGCCAAGCUACUAUUAUUAAAUGGAAAAAUGAAUGAUAUACAUCCAAAUGGAGUUGCAAUGUUACAUACCAUUCAUCGUCACAAAGAAAUUUUAAAAGAUUAUAAUUUGGAAUUUAGAAAAAUAAUAAAUAAUUAUGUUGCUCGAAAAAAUCAAGAAGAGCUUCUAAAUGAACCACUUAUCGAAAAAGGAUAUAACAAUUUUCCUGGUUUAAAUCGUCGAGACAUGUUCUUCAAAGAAAAUCAACAUAUACACAAAUCAACAAAACCAUGGAUGUAUUAAAUCUGGCUGGAAAAACUCCAAGUUACCUUCCAAUUAAAAAUUGAGAGACUUGGAAGUUAAUAAAUCGUAUUUGAUUACAGGCGUGAAAAAAAUUGCUGCUAGGUUUGCAAUGAAAAUUGUGUUACAGCUAGAUUCUUUGUUUGAUGUUUUCUUACCAACUAAAGUUAAUGCUAUACUCGUUGAAAAAGAAGAGGCGUACAGUAAUUUUAAAGAAGAUACUCAAAAACGAGAAGUUAGAUUAAAAUAUCUAGGCAAUUGUCUAAUUGAAUUUAUUUAAUGGACGUUUAAGAAGAAUAAAAAGCCGCUUAGUAAAUUUAAGACAUUUUGUAAACGAAUAUAAACUAUUAUUAUAUCCUAAUACUGAUAAUUUUAUAAUUUUUGUUUAAAUAUAUGUAUUAAUUUUACCUGCAAAUUUUAUUUAUUUAAACUAUACUCCUCUUCAUUCCAAAUUCAGUUGAUCUGAUGAAUUAUUCAUUAUAUUAUAUAAAACAGUGUUAUUGUGUAAUUAAUAUAAAGUGAAUAUAAAAAAAGUGAUUGUGAAAGUAGGGGAGCUGGACUCGCAAA
Messenger RNA from Nasonia vitripennis (jewel wasp), 1189 nucleotides. It is a transcript of the gene Gos28, whose product is annotated as Golgi SNAP receptor complex member 1. The coding region runs from base 143 to 625 and encodes 160 amino acids. Gene Ontology annotation, biological process: endoplasmic reticulum to Golgi vesicle-mediated transport; vesicle fusion. NCBI's taxonomy places the organism in Eukaryota, Metazoa, Arthropoda, Insecta, Hymenoptera, Pteromalidae. The record is from RefSeq and is a predicted model, not a curated record. Gene Ontology annotation, molecular function: SNAP receptor activity. Gene Ontology annotation, cellular component: Golgi membrane; cis-Golgi network; Golgi medial cisterna. The transcript is spliced from 5 exons.